Molecule: messenger RNA, 2187 nt
Organism: Jatropha curcas
Lineage: Eukaryota; Viridiplantae; Streptophyta; Magnoliopsida; Malpighiales; Euphorbiaceae
Product: rho GTPase-activating protein 4
Biological process (GO): signal transduction
Molecular function (GO): GTPase activator activity
Source: RefSeq, a predicted model, not a curated record
AAGAGCUGGCCUACUCUCUCUCUCUCUCUCUCUCUCCUUCCAUGCCUGUUAGGCUAUUACCUUAGUUAUACUUCUUCUCUCUUUCUCUCUCUAAAACAUGCCAAGUUCUGUACUUUGUCUCUCUUUCUUUCCUGUUUGCUUCUUGAAGCCUCAUAUCUAAGCCAGCCAAGAUAAGAGAGAAAGAAAACAAAAAAGAAAGAAAAUCAAAAGUGAUGAUAGACACGUCUUACCACACCCACAAAACCAUUCCUUCAAUCCAACUCUACAUGCCCACAUUCACAAAUCUUGACCUUCUCUUAGAAAACCCAAUAAAAUAAAAAUCAAGAAAACAAAUUAAGUAAUACCCAAAUAAGACCAUUUCUUGUUUUCAAUUCUUUGACACUAAAAUUGAAAAAGAAAUUUGUCUUUCUUUAAUUUCCCCUAAAACUAACAAUGACUGAAGUACUUCAAUCAUCCCCAUCUCACUUCCCUUCUUCUUCAAGCUCUUCUUCCACCCCAUGUGUCAACAAUGAUAUUUCUCACCAACAACUCUCACAUAGCCCCACUAGACCCCAAGAAAUAGACGAAGAAGAAGUAUUACAAGAAGAGGAACAGGAGGAUAGGUCCAUAGACAGGAAAGAAAGGGAGAGGGAAGGGGAUCAGUUGUCAAUUCUUGAACUUUUGGUUGCUGCUUUUAGGAGGUCCGUUGUUGGGUGUAGUAUUACUGCUACUGCUGGGAGUAAGGAGCUUUGCAAUAUGGAGAUUGGGUUGCCCACUAAUGUUAGACAUGUUGCCCAUGUUACUUUUGAUAGGUUUAAUGGGUUUCUUGGCUUGCCUGUUGAGUUUGAGCCUGAGGUUCCUAGGAGAGCUCCUAGUGCCAGUGCAACUGUUUUUGGAGUUUCAACUGAGUCCAUGCAGCUUUCAUAUGACUCCAGAGGGAAUAGUGUGCCCACGAUACUCUUGAUGAUGCAAAGGCAACUGUAUGCCCAAGGAGGUUUGCAGGCAGAGGGAAUUUUCAGAAUUAAUGCCGAGAACAGCCAAGAGGAGUAUGUUAGGGAACAGCUAAAUAGGGGAGUGAUUCCACAGGGCAUUGAUGUGCAUUGCUUGGCUGGGCUCAUAAAGGCUUGGUUUAGGGAACUCCCAACUGGUGUCUUGGACUCUCUUUCACAAGAGCAGGUAAUGCAAUCUCAGUCCGAGGAAGAAUGUGUUCAGCUUGCAAGGCUCCUUCCUCCAACGGAAGCUGCUCUAUUGGAUUGGGCAGUAAACCUAAUGGCUGAUGUUGCACAACUAGAGCAUCUGAACAAGAUGAAUGCACGGAAUGUUGCUAUGGUUUUUGCACCAAACAUGACCCAAAUGUCAGAUCCAUUAACUGCAUUGAUGUAUGCUGUCCAAGUAAUGAACUUUCUCAAGACUCUUAUUGUAAGAACACUUCGGGAGAGAGAAGAAUCUGUGAUAGAACCAGCUCCUGUGUCCCGUCUCGAGCCUUCUGAUGAGAGUGGACACCACAGCUCUUCUCAAUCAACUUUUCUCGAGGCCAAUGAGGAGUUCACCGAGGAAAUUGAAGACGAGAAAGUAUUUGUUUCUGAAGAACCUACUGUAGGGAGCCCUCCUCAGUCUAGUCAAGAUGAUUCAACUACCAAAUGUCAAAAAUUCCUGAAUUCUAUUGAGAACAUUCCUGGAGUAAAUCGGUCUCUGGUCGAUAAUUGUCCUUGUGAAGUUGUGAACACACUAACAAAUGAAAACUUAGAGGGUGGCUUUUCAAGUAAGAGAGGCGUCCUAGUAAAAACUGCCAGGAACAGAACUGGUCAAUCAAGUAACUCAAUUCUCAAGAAGGGGUCCAAAAGGUUGACUGAGCAGGUCAUGGUUGGAGCAGCAGGAACUGUAGAGAAGACCAAAGGAACAAGUAUAGUAGGCUGUAUAAAUCCUAGGACAGAGCUGUUUGAAGCUUGGCGGUGAACAGUGCCAAUGCUGCCAGCUGUGGGGGAUUUGCCAACUGAUGAAACAAGUUGGCACAUUCUGAGUGUGGGUUUCCUUUAGAAAUGUUGUGUAUGAUUUUCUGUGUGCUUUUUUUUCCUUUUCAUAUAUGUUUAUCGGUGUUCAUUAACAUGUGGGUCUUCAUGUUUAAUCUUUCUUUCUUAACCUGUUGUAACACCUCCUUAGUAUAGCAUCUAAUGAAUUGAAAUUCAUUGUUUCUCUUUCUUCAGAGCA